UCAGUUUCAUUUCACGUGUGGAGUGUCCAUGUGGUGAGUUUUUAGACGUGGUUAACAGGCAUAAAAGCAACACUUCGCAGUGAUCAAAAGUAUCAAUGGAAGAACAGGUACAAACAGAAGGACCUCAUGUCACCGAAGAAGUUGCAAAGAACGAGACACAUCUACCACUUCCGAAGAAAUCCGAUGGCUAUGCACGCAUAAAACCGCAGUAUGUCCUUUCGGAAAAGGAUAGACACAUAGAUCACUCAUUCGUUGCAAAGAAAGACAAAGAAGGCCUUGGCGAGAAAAGAGCUGUAGAAGAGAUAGGCACGGACGAAAACACAAACGGCGGUCCACCAAAAAAGAAAAUCAAGCUUAAAGGCCAGAACAAGAACCGACCACACCAUGUUCCUCUGCCUCAGUCCGCAAAACUCUGCUUCAAGUUCCUCGAAAACACUUGCCCCCAUGGCGACAGCUGCAGGUUCAGUCACAAUCUAAAACAGUUCUACGCAUCCAAACCACCGGACAUUUCAGACAAGUGUCCGUUAUUCAAGAUGUACGGGAAGUGCCGGUAUGGCAUAGCAUGCCGUUUCGCUUCGGCUCACCUGACAGAAGACUUGAAAAACGUUGUCAGAGAGGAGGGUUGCAGAGAGAAGGAAGUAGAGGCGAACACACUGACGAAAGAUUUGCAAAUAGAACUCCGAAAAGGAAGGUUUGAUUUUUCUAAGACCAAGGCCGUGCUGAAAAAAGUGACGUCGGGAACGUUUCUUGAGGAGGCAAAUUGUACGGCAAACGGAACUUUGGAGAAGAAAGAUCUUGGCGACGGCGACGACAGCGUAAAAGACAGGCCAGAGGAGCGUAAAAAGGUGGAUUUCAAAGACAAACUGUACCUUGCACCGUUAACUACAGUUGGCAACCUUCCGUUUCGACGGAUAUGCAAAGAAUUCGGAGCGGACAUCACCUGCGGAGAAAUGGCGAUGGCGACCAACCUGCUUCAGGGCCAGCAGUCCGAGUGGGCCCUCCUCAAAAGGCAUCCGUCAGAAGACCUUUUUGGGGUGCAGAUAUGCGGAUCGCACUGUGACCAAAUGACUCGUUGCGCCGAGCUCUUGAUGAAGAAGUGCACCGUGGACUUUGUUGACGUCAACAUGGGCUGUCCUAUCGACUUUAUUUACAAAAAGGGUGCAGGUUCUGGGCUCAUGAGUCGUUCCAAGAAGCUGGACGAAAUAGUCUACGGCAUGUCCUCUGUGCUGGAGGUGCCGCUGACCCUCAAGAUGCGAGCGGGCAUCAAGGAGGGCAAGACCAUCGCCAAGCAGGUCAUCGAGCAGGUCAAGAAGUGGGAAGACCGUGUGGCCCUCAUCACACUGCAUCCACGUUCCAGGGAGCAGCGCUAUACAAAGCUUGCAGACUGGGACUACGUCGCUGAAUGCGCCAAGGCUGCCCUUCCCAUUCCAUUGUAUGGUAGUGGCGACAUCCUGAGUUUCGAAGAGGCCAACUUACGUCGUGCACAGAGCUCUGUCAGUGGUCUCAUGAUUGCAAGGGGCGCACUCAUCAAGCCGUGGAUCUUCACGGAAAUCAAAGAGCAGAGGCACUGGGAUAUUUCUUCAUCGGAGCGCAUGGACAUUCUGAGAAAAUAUGUCAACUACGGGCUGGACCAUUGGGGCUCUGAUACUGAGGGUGUAGAACGGACUCGACGCUUCUUCCUGGAAUGGCUUUCCUUUCUCCACCGGUACAUACCCCUGGGACUGCUAGAGGUGCUUCCGCAGAGAAUCAACGAGCGUCCCCCACCUUAUUACGGCCGCGACGACUUGGAGACGUUGAUGUCCAGCCCGUUUUGUGCGGAUUGGAUUAAAAUCAGUGAAAUGCUGUUGGGACCCACACCGGAAGGCUUCGUCUUUCUCCCGAAACACAAGGCCAACGCCUACGCAUCAGGGGCUUCAUGAACCUACUUCUUUGUACAGUAACACAAGAGCGGGAGUCUUGAAAUAAGAGAUGAUCAGGAAGUAGUA
Ornithodoros turicata is the source of this 1985-nucleotide messenger RNA. It is a transcript of the gene Dus3, whose product is annotated as tRNA-dihydrouridine(47) synthase [NAD(P)(+)]-like. Gene Ontology annotation, biological process: tRNA processing. NCBI's taxonomy places the organism in Eukaryota, Metazoa, Arthropoda, Arachnida, Ixodida, Argasidae. The transcript has 12 exons. Bases 96 to 1919 code for a protein of 607 amino acids. Gene Ontology annotation, molecular function: tRNA dihydrouridine synthase activity; flavin adenine dinucleotide binding; metal ion binding. The record is from RefSeq and is a predicted model, not a curated record.